AUGAUCUUCAGAUUUGUCAUAGCUCUCCAAGCAGUGUUUGUCACUCUUUGUUAUGGAUUGGUGGCUCGAAACAACAAUAACCUCCAGGAGCAGUUUCUUGUGAAAAAUCUCCCAGGUCUCUACUCCAACAUUCCUAAAGAUGAUUUGCCCUUGAUGUUCUCGGGCCAGUUGGAGUUGUACCUGGAAAACAAGACAUAUUACUAUUUCUGGAAGUAUGCUGACCAGAAUAAAAUCGACAUUGCCAAGAAUAAGACUAUUUUUUGGCUUAAUGGUGGACCUGGCUGUUCAUCUAUGGACGGUGCACUUAUGGAGGCUGGUCCCUUUAGAAUCAACGAUAAGGGUGAGGUAACGUAUAACCAUGGAUCCUGGCAUAAGGCUGCAGACGUCGUCUUUGUAGAUCAGCCAUCGGGUACCGGGUUUAGUUAUUCGGACAAAUAUGACGCUGAUUUGAACGGAGUGGUUCACGAAUUUUUGAGAUUCUUGGACAAGUACUUUGAAGUUUUCCCUGAGGAUUUCCACAACGACAUAUACAUCGCUGGUGAGAGUUAUGCGGGGCAGUACAUCCCAUACGUCAGUAAGGGAAUUCUUGACAGAAACAGACAAACUGAUGAUGAAACCAAAAAAUUCAACUUGAAGGGGUUGUUGAUCGGAAACGGUUGGAUUGCUCCAAACGAGCAAAGUUUGUCGUACUUGCCCUUUGCUUAUCAAGCUGGUGUUGUUAAUGAAAAAAGUAGUAAAUGGUCUUCAUUGUUAGAUCAGCAAGAGAAAUGUCAAAGCAUUGUUAAUGAAAUCAAUGCAGGAACGUUGGACAAGGGUGUCAAUGUGCACAAUAUUGUAAACAAAGAAUGUGAAAAGAUUCUUAAUAUGAUCAUGAGUUCAUCGUUAGAUAGGAGUAAAGAUACAAACGAGCAGUGUAUCAAUAUUUAUGACUACACCUUGAGGGAUUCUUUCCCUUCGUGUGGUAUGAAUUGGCCUCCUGAUUUGACCAAUGUCAAUCCAUUCUUAAACGACGAUAAGGUGUUGGACUUGUUGAAUGUGAAGGAACACAGAAAGUGGAGAGAAUGUAGUUCAGGCGUCAGUAGCCAUCUAAAAAAUAAGUUGGAACCUGCAGUGAAGUUGCUUCCAGCUAUUUUAGAAGAAAUUCCAAUUUUGUUGUUCAAUGGUAACAGGGACAUUAUCUGCAACUAUAUGGGUACUGAAGAUUUCAUUAAGAAUUUAGAAUGGAAUGGAGGUAUAGGUUGGCAAACUGAUGAUGACGCUGAUACCACUGAAGAUUUGAAAGCAGAUAAAUACAAGGGACUGAAACUAGCCAGUGACUGGGUCUACGAUGAUGAAACUGUUGGGUAUAUCAAACAGUCAAGGAAUUUAACCUUUGUGAACGUUUUCGACGCAUCCCAUAUGGUCCCAUUUGAUAAACCUUUUGUUUCCAGAAGUUUAAUUGAUCUUAUGCUUAAGGAAUAUGAUGAAGACGUCAGGGAUGAUGGAAAGAGAGUCUUUAUUACUUACCCACUUGGUACCAGACCAAAAUCCAUUCCAGAAGAUGAAAAACCUUCAGAAACGGAACUGGACGCUGCAGUAUCAAGUGCUACUGUAUCCGACUCUACUUCUUCAGAGUCUACUUCUUCAACUGAGGCCUCGGACAUUUCAUCUACUACUUCCCGUAUCACCAGAUUGAUCCAACUUCUGGUCAUUUGCAUCCUUAUAUGGGGAAUCUACGUUCUCUAUGGAUCUUAUAAAUCUCGUCCUUCGUCUAUUAUUAAAACGGGGCCAUCCUCAGGUAAAAAGAAAAACGUGCAAUGGGCAGACCAAUUGCGUCUGUUCCAAGAAGGUGAUACUGUACCUGAAGAAGGUGAACUGGGGGUUCCCAUCGACCAUAAAGCCGGCUUUUUGGCUAAAGCUUAUAAUAAGUUAACUGGAAGUAAUGGAGAAGGCAGUGGCCAGUAUGUGCCAGCACCAUCGGAUGACAUAGAGUUGGCUGUAGUGGAUGCAGAUUUAAGUAAUUUUGAGAUCCACAGUGAUGAAGAGGCCGAAGAACUGCAAUCACCUAGGGGCCCCGUAGGAAGUGUAUAA
Dujonia railenensis is the source of this 2070-nucleotide messenger RNA. The record is from the annotation of a GenBank genome assembly. NCBI's taxonomy places the organism in Eukaryota, Fungi, Ascomycota, Pichiomycetes, Serinales, Debaryomycetaceae.